UGGAAGGGAAGAAAAGUGAUUAAAUAGCGCUUAUAAUUGAUUGUGAGGAUUUGAUGGAAGAACAUCUCACUCCAUUGGCUGUUACCCAUCUCCUUCAACACACUCUCAGAAGUUUGUGCAUCCAUGAAAAUUCUCAAUGGGUCUAUGCAGUCUUUUGGAGGAUCUUGCCUAGAAACUACCCUCCACCCAAGUGGGAAGGACAAGGGGCUUAUGACAGAUCAAGAGGAAACAGAAGGAAUUGGAUAUUGGUCUGGGAAGAUGGUUUCUGCAAUUUUGCUGCCUCAACAGCACCUGAAAUUAACUCUGGUGAUUGUCCUCCCUCAUCGGUUUAUGGGAACUGUGAAUUCCAACCCUACCAAGGGCUGCAACCGGAGCUCUUCUUCAAGAUGUCACAUGAGAUCUAUAACUAUGGAGAAGGGUUGAUAGGAAAAGUGGCUGCAGAUCACAGUCACAAGUGGAUAUACAAAGAGCCUAAUGAUCAAGAAAUCAACUUCUUGUCAGCAUGGCAUAAUUCAGCUGACUCGCACCCUAGGACUUGGGAAGCCCAGUUUCUGUCUGGUAUAAAGACCAUAGCCCUUAUUGCUGUAAGAGAGGGUGUUGUUCAAUUAGGAGCCGUUCACAAGGUGAUUGAAGACCUGAGCUACGUGGUUCUAUUGAGAAAAAAAUUCAGCUACAUUGAGAGUAUCCCUGGCGUGCUAUUGCCACAUCCAUCAUCUUCUGCAUACCCUUAUAAGGUAGAAGGCUAUAGUGUACCAGAACAGUGGCAUUUCCAAGGCAACCUUGCACACCCAGCUGAAUUAUAUGACCACUUCAACAUGCCACUUAAGAUAACUCCAUCAAUGAGCAGCCUUGAGGCCUUACUCUCUAAGCUCCCUUCAGUGGUGCCACCACCACCACCAACACAACCACAGUCUCAUGUUUUGCCAUCCCAAAGGUCAUUAGAAUUCAUGGGAAUGCAAAAAGUGGCAAAAGAAGAGUUAGAUGAUGAGGUAUACAGGCCUGAAUUGGAUAUAGGUGAGAGUAGUAGUUCCAUUCCAGGAUACCAUUAUUUCCAUCAGCAACAAGAUCAGAAUGUAACUAGGAGUGGAGCCAAUAAUGAUUUUGAGUAUUAGACUUAUUUGAAAAG
Gastrolobium bilobum is the source of this 1126-nucleotide messenger RNA. RefSeq names its product protein RICE SALT SENSITIVE 3-like. The transcript has 7 exons. NCBI's taxonomy places the organism in Eukaryota, Viridiplantae, Streptophyta, Magnoliopsida, Fabales, Fabaceae. The record is from RefSeq and is a predicted model, not a curated record. Bases 54 to 1112 code for a protein of 352 amino acids.